This is a messenger RNA of Pochonia chlamydosporia 170, 558 nucleotides long. Its product is annotated as calmodulin. NCBI's taxonomy places the organism in Eukaryota, Fungi, Ascomycota, Sordariomycetes, Hypocreales, Clavicipitaceae. Bases 1 to 558 code for a protein of 185 amino acids. The record is from RefSeq and is a predicted model, not a curated record. The transcript is spliced from 2 exons.
AUGCCGCCGAAGCGAAAACCACCCGCCGCGCCCAAAGGCCGGCAAUCGAAACUCGCCAAAGAACACAACAUAUCCGCCCAAGAAGAGGGCGAAAUCAAAGAAGCAUGGGGCCUGUUCGCCGAGCCGAUGGACGGGGAGAAGAACGGCGUGCUGCCCAUCGAUGAUGUGAAAUCUGCACUCAUAGCCCUCGGCGUGCCCCCCUCACCAUCUGAACUCGCCGAAUUCACAGCGAUCCUGGACCCCGACGAGGAAGGCUUCGCGACCUACGAGCCCUUCUUCGCGAUAUGCGCGUUGAAAUUCCACGCCCGCGAGCAAAACGACUCGGAUGCCGCGCACAGGGCCCAGGUCGACGAGGCGUAUCGGCUGUUCACAAACGGGACAGAGGGCCCCAUCACGCUGGCCCAUCUGCGGAGGGUGGCGGCCGUGUUGAAGGAGGAGGUGGAUGAGGAGGUGCUCAAGGAUAUGAUUCUGGAGGCGAAUGGGGGUGCGGGCGUUGCGAGGGGCGUGAAGGAGGAUGAGUUUGAUGGGGUGAUGAGGAAUGCGGGUGUUUGGAGGUGA